Miniopterus natalensis is the source of this 2774-nucleotide messenger RNA. Lineage: Eukaryota; Metazoa; Chordata; Mammalia; Chiroptera; Miniopteridae. The record is from RefSeq and is a predicted model, not a curated record.
CAGUGAUGGAAAACAGUACUUAUAUUUGCAAUGCAUUAUACAUGUGGAAGAGGGAAAAACCUCAUCUCUUACUUUGGUCAUUCUGUUCUAAUUAGCUGAAAAUUAAUAGUCACAAAUGAUUACAAUUUUAUAACAUUUGCCUAUGAUUCAUUCAGUAGUUAUUCCCCAGAACUUUCUUGGUGCUUUAUUACCAGUUUUAUGAAGGAGGAAAUUGGAAAACCUGUGAUGUGCUCAAGAUCACAUAGCAAGACAAUGGCCUUGUCAGUGACAUACCUUAGUAAGCUAUUCUCCAAACCUAUACCAAAUUGACUGGUUGAUUUCUUCAGACAUUAAUUUUUCUUCCUUAGGUCUAUAUAGAUUCUAGAAGUAGUUUGAUUUUUAUUUUAAAAUGAUGUCCAUUAUUUAUAAAUAAUGUAUUGGUGUGUAGUUUUCUGGUAUUUCCCCCCCAUCAAGCACAGUAGUUCAAAAGAAGAAAGGAAUUUUCUGGCACUUCGAGAACAAAUAAGCUCCACGAAAGCAGGGAUCUUGGUUUUGUUGUCCCAACUGCCUAAUAUCUGGCAUAGUUAGGUGUACAGUAAAUAUUUGAAUAAAAGUUUGCUGAAUUUAUCAUUUUUUAAUCUAGUAUUGUUUUGAAAUAUUUAAAUCUUUAAGAGUUAAGUUGGGAUGUAGGAAGAAUUUUUGUUCUUUGGAAAAAGAUUUUAGAAUGAGGAAAGGAGUUACUGUACACUUACCCAUUAGUUUGGUAAGAGAUAGUUUAACAAUUGGACAGCUAAUCACCAGUGCAGUGUAUACAGACCAUUGUGGAGGAGGAAAGUAUGAAGAAAAUUGCUGUUAAAGUAUAAACAAAUAAGCACAAAUUCAUAUUGUAAAGUAACUUGCUAAAUAUAAAGUUGAUCAGUUGUAAUGCAAAAUGUUUAAAAGAGCUGUAGUUUUAUUAGUUUGAAGUAAAUGUAAUAAGACUUAGGUUAAUAAAGGAUACAUGCUUUAAAAUUAAAUAGGUAAUUAUGUUUUAUGAGCAUGCCAAAGCAUAAGCCAAAACAAUUAGUUUUAGCCUAAAUCACAGUUACAUUGUUUAUGCAUAAAGUGCUUAGCUGUUUUUUUAUUAGUAAAUAUUUUUGCCUCUUAUGCUAUCACUUACUAGAAUGAUCACAAAUUAUAACAAUGGAUGAUCUGAGACUCUGAAUUUCAUUUAUAAUAGAAGCUAAUUGCUUAAGUAUUAGAGAGGAAGUGAAGGAGAGAUCAAUAUUUGAUAUGUAAGAAAAUGAAGGGAUAGAAUAAGACAGGCUGGGCAGUAGCCUCUGACUUGUUACUUCUGGUGUACUUUGAGCAAAUGGGGGUGAGAGCAGUGGAUCCCCAGCAAUCUCAGCCUGCCGCCCUGUGAUAAAGUUUCUGUUUUAUAGGUGGAGAUUGGUUGGAGAAAGGGAGCCUCUUAUCUCUUAGCGAUACUCACUGGGAAUGUAGCCUCUUUAACUUGGAGUUGGAGGGGAUGAGAAAUGUUGAUGACCUACCUUUUUCUGUGACAUACAGUAAACCUUGAUUAAGAGCUGUGAGGGAGCUCUGUUUUCUUGGCCACACCUACCUGGAAUGGAGCAUCUGUCAACCUGAGCUGGGGCAAGCCGACCUCAGAAAGUGUGUUUAUGUCCAUUUCUACCAAUGCAUCCUCUGCACAUCUCCACCCACUUGUACAUAAUUCAGCAUCCGGCAGAGGAAAGCAAAGUGUUGCGGACAGUUCCUCUAUUAGCAGCAUGCCUACCCCCGGACAAGUGUAAAGUCAAGAUUGGUCGUCGCUUUAGUGAAGAAAGAGAUCCUGAACUUUCAACUGUUUGUCAGAAGUCUGGUACAUUAAUAUUAUAUCCGGGGGCUGAAGCUGCUAAUUUGGAAGAAUUUAUAUUAGAUUCUCCCAUUUAUCCUUCCACAAUCAUCAUCAUCGAUGGUACAUGGAGCCAGGCUAAGGACAUUUUCUAUAAGAAUUCCUUGUUCCGACUGCCCAAACAGGUGCAGUUAAAAACUAGCAUUUCUAGUCAGUAUGUAAUUCGGACACAACCAACGAAUAGGUGCCUGUCUACGCUCGAGUGUGCAGCUGUUGCUCUUUCCAUCUUAGAGAAAAAUAAUUACAUACAAGAGACUUUGCUUCGACCUCUUCGAGCUUUAUGCUCUUUCCAGCUUCAGCAUGGUGCUCAAAUUCGCCUCAGCAAGGAACACCUUCUGAAAAAUGGAUUAUACCCUAAGCCGAUGCCAAAGAACAAACGCAAACUCAGGAAAAUGGAACUGUUAAUGAACAGUGUUAAAAUUUAGCACAGAUGUUCUUACGGUGCUAUUUAUGGUGUCUUCAGCUGACAGUGCCAGGUUAAGUUUUCAUACAACUUAAGACUGUGGGUUUUUUGGACUAUUUAAAGAAUGAGGGUUGCAUACUAAACUUGCCCAAAAGAAGGACGUAAAUCAGAUAGCCAUAAAAGCAAACAAACAAACAAAAUUACACUGACUCAGUAAAAAGCAAGAUUUUAUACUGUAUUUGCUUUUUAAAAUGUGCCUCUAAUACAUUUUUUCAAAUCCAUAAUUUGAAAUGAGAUUAGUUGUUGAGUUGGGUUAGACGUUCUUAUUUUGAAAUGAAAGGAAAUGGUUGUGCCUGAUGGGGACAGUAAUGUUUUCAUUAAUGUUUUAUUGGCUAGGUGAAGACCUAUAAUAGAUGAUACCUUCGUUAAUUUGCAAUAGUGUACACGAACUUUAUAGUUUGAAAUAAGUCACAAAAAAUAAUGAUAAUCAAGUAGUUUAGA